Molecule: messenger RNA, 558 nt
Organism: Neltuma alba
Lineage: Eukaryota; Viridiplantae; Streptophyta; Magnoliopsida; Fabales; Fabaceae
Product: basic leucine zipper 43-like
Exons: 1
Coding region: 1-558 (185 amino acids)
Biological process (GO): regulation of DNA-templated transcription
Molecular function (GO): DNA-binding transcription factor activity
Source: RefSeq, a predicted model, not a curated record
AUGGAGGGCCAUGAAGCUGAGAAACUCUAUGGAAUACCUAGUUCAAGCUCAACCCAGCAUCCCCAGUUUGCUUCUGCAACAGAGAAACCCAUUCUGAACAUGGAAACAGUGGAAGAGUACCAUGUUUUGGCUCAUUUGGAUCAAUUUCAAAGCUCACAUUACAUUCCACUUUACUACUCACAAGUUCAUCACCUUCCUAGUAGUCUGAAUCAAAUCCAACGGCACAAAUCCUCUCCAGAUGCAUCCCUUCACAGUAACAACAAUGAAGUAAAAGCCAUUGUUGAUGAUCAGAAGAGAAGAAGAAUGCUUUCUAACAGAGAAUCUGCGCGCAAAUCGCGAAUACGGAAGAAGCAACAAAUAGAAUCCCUUCAGUUUCGUGUAAAUGAUCUGCAAACUAUGAAUGAUCAACUCUCUCGAAAGAUCAUCGGCUUACUGGAAUGUAAUCAGCAAAUGCUCCAGCAGAAUGUUCAGCUUAAGGAGAAGGUUUCCUCUCUGCAAGAAGCCCUCUCCGAAUUGCUAAUCCCCAAUGGCCCUGUAGCCGAGGUUUCGCAGGCAUAG